AUGACUUCUCCCGGUAACCAUCACGAUGAGCUUGCUCAAGAAAACUACCCCAACCCCUUGCUGUCUCUGGACAUCUCCAUGUUCUCCAAGGCCGGUUUCGACAUGGAACGCUUGCAAAUUAAGCGCAACAGCUCCGCUGCGGAGCUGUACGAGGAGGCCCUUGCCAAAGAAAAUGCCGUCAUUUCUUCCAACGGUGCGCUGAUCAACUUUUCUGGUAAGAAAACCGGUCGUUCUCCCAAGGACAAGCGUAUCGUCUUUGAGGAAAGCUCCAAGAACGACAUUUGGUGGGGUCCCGUAAACAUUAAGCUGGACGAGCAUACGUUCGAGAUCAACCGCGAGCGUGCGAUUGACUACCUUAACACGCGUGAUGACAUCUACGUCUUUGACGGGUUCGCCGGCUGGGACCCCAAAUACCGCAUCAAGGUCCGUGUGAUUUGCGCGCGCGCCUACCACGCGCUCUUUAUGCACAACAUGCUUAUCCGCCCCACCGUUGAGGAGCUGGAGAACUUUGGUGAGCCUGACUUUACUAUCUACAAUGCCGGCCAGUUCCCCGCUAACCGUUUUACGGCGGGUAUGACCUCGACGACCUCGGUGGAAAUCAACUUUAAGCGCCGCGAAAUGGUCAUUCUCGGUACCGAGUACGCCGGUGAGAUGAAGAAGGGUAUUUUCUCCGUUAUGCACUACAUCCAGCCUGUCAAGUUUGGCCAACUCUCGCUGCACUCGUCGUGCAACCAGGGUAAGGACGGCGAUGUGUCGCUCUUUUUCGGUCUCUCAGGCACGGGCAAGACUACGCUUUCUGCCGACCCCAACCGCUACCUGAUUGGUGACGACGAGCACGUUUGGUCCGACACAGGUGUGUUUAACAUCGAGGGUGGCUGCUACGCCAAGUGCAUUGGCCUUUCGAAGGAGAAGGAGCCCGAGAUUUUCAACGCAAUCCGCUUUGGCUCUAUUCUCGAGAAUGUUACAUACGAUUCAACCACGCGUGUGCCCGACUAUGACGACGCUAGCCUCACGGAGAACACGCGUUGUGCGUACCCGAUUGACUUUAUCCCCAAUGCCAAGAUUCCUUGCAUUGCGGACAAGCAGCCUUCGAAUGUGAUCAUGCUUACGUGUGAUGCCUACGGUGUGCUUCCGCCCGUUUCUAAGCUUUCUUCGGAGCAGGCGCAGUACCACUUUAUUGCUGGCUACACUUCCAAAACUCCGGGCACUGAGGACGGUGUUGUGGAACCCUCGCCUACCUUCUCGACCUGCUACGGCCAGCCCUUCAUUGUGCUCCAGCCGCAGCGCUACGCGACGAUGCUUGCGGAGCGCAUGUCGAACGUCAAGUGCGACGCUUACCUCGUCAACACUGGCUGGACCGGCGGCAAGUUUGGCGUCGGUCACCGCUGCCCGUUGAAAUACACGCGUGCCAUUCUCGACGCUAUCCACGACGGCACGCUCAAGAAUGCUCAGUACGAGACGUUUGCGCCGGGCGUGUUUGACCUCCAGAUUCCCACUAAGGUUGGCGACGUUCCUGCUGAGCUGCUAAACCCCAGCAGGUCCUGGAGCGACAAGGCCGGCUUCGAGACCGAGCUUGCGAAACUUGCGGGCAUGUUCUCCGAGGCCUUUGUCAAGUACGAGAAGGACGUCAAUCCCGAGGUGCUCAAGGCUGGACCCAGCUCUGCUCGCGCAUAA
Messenger RNA from Malassezia vespertilionis, 1674 nucleotides. It is a transcript of the gene PCK1, whose product is annotated as phosphoenolpyruvate carboxykinase (ATP). The record is from RefSeq and is a predicted model, not a curated record. Gene Ontology annotation, molecular function: phosphoenolpyruvate carboxykinase (ATP) activity; ATP binding. Bases 1 to 1674 code for a protein of 557 amino acids. The transcript has a single exon. Gene Ontology annotation, cellular component: cytosol. NCBI's taxonomy places the organism in Eukaryota, Fungi, Basidiomycota, Malasseziomycetes, Malasseziales, Malasseziaceae. Gene Ontology annotation, biological process: gluconeogenesis.